Molecule: messenger RNA, 1608 nt
Organism: Medioppia subpectinata
Lineage: Eukaryota; Metazoa; Arthropoda; Arachnida; Sarcoptiformes; Oppiidae
Source: the annotation of a GenBank genome assembly
AUGUUCAAAUCGGGUCUAAUGUUGUUGUCAUCGAUGCCUCAAUUGAAUCGAUUGAGUGCUUACUUAAGAGCUGCCAAUCAAACCAUUUCUAACACACUCUACAUAUCCAUUGAACCAAAUCUGUUGUCCAACACUGAGGCCAACACCAGAUCCACUCAAGAGUUGGUCCGAUUGUUGCCACACAUAUACGCGGCGGCCAAUAGGAGCGCACCCUAUCUGGACGUAAGGGUUCUUCACCACUCCUAUUACCACAAACAACAACAACAUCUCAGCAGCGCUUCCAACGCCUCUUCGCCGCCACCACUGAAGCGAUUGUUUCAAUUCACACCACAAGUGGUUCUCAUCAAUGGCACCAAUUAUAGCGAAGAUAGUGUCCGAAAAUUUCUGAUCGAUGAGUUUGAUCUGAAGAUACAGCGAAUCGAAACGAUUCCCGAGAGCGACGCCGAGACUCAAGACUCGUGGCCGACGACGACAGCCGAUGGCAACGAUUCUGUGUAUGACUUCGUGUGUUUGGGCGGAACUUUCGAUAACCUCCAUAACGGACACAAAGUGCUCCUGAGUUCGGCUCAACUUCGAUGCAAUAACUGUCUGACAAUUGGUGUCACCGAUAAGUCAAUGAUCAAAAGCAAAACUCUUAGCGAACUCAUUGAUCCGUUUGACGUUCGCGUCGAUCACUUAAAUAAAUUUGUUAAAGAUAUCGACCCUUUCAUUAAAUACAAUAUCGUUGCCAUCAGUGAUCCAUUUGGACCCGCGAUCGUCGACUCGAGUCUUGAAUGCAUUGUCGUUAGUCUGGAGACACUUCGCGGCGGACAAAAGAUCAAUGAGAUUAGGAAUAAGGAUAACAUGAAACCAUUGGAUGUGAUAAAAAUUGAUUUAUUGAAUGAAUUAAACAAAGAAAGCGAUUUCGAAGAACAGAAGAUUAGUUCUUCGUCGCAAAGAAUGCGAAAAUUGGGAACCAUUUUAAGGGAACCGCAAGAGAGACCGAAUUUGCCCAAAACUCCUUACAUUAUAGGACUGACCGGUGGUAUAGCGAGUGGGAAGUCGUCGAUCGCCGACAAACUCGCGAGUCUGGGCGCCGGUGUAAUCCAUUGCGAUCUUAUGGCUCAUAAAACAUACGAAAGUCCAGAAUCUCCCGCUUAUAAUGAUAUUGUCCGACACUUUGGAGACAAAGUGUUGACCAAUUCAGUUAUCGAUAGACAAAAAUUGGGUAAAAUUGUCUUCGAGAACAAAGAAGAGCUCAAAGCGUUAAAUGCAAUAAUUUGGCCAAAAUUAGAGGCAAUAAUCAGAGAGAAGAUGAAUGAUAUGAAAGGCAAAUACGAUGUUAUAGUUCUGGAGAUCGCACUCCUAUUGGAGGCCAAAUGGGGCGAUAAAGUGCAUCAAAUUUGGGUCUCGAUUAUCGAUCAAAACCAAGCCAUCAAUCGAUUAGAAAAACGAAAUCAAUUGUCACGAGAAGAAGCGUUGAAUCGAAUCGAGUCUCAAAUGACAAACGAAGAGCGGGUCCGGGAGGCGAAUGUUGUGUUCGCCACUCUCUGGGACCCGGAGUUCACGUGGACUCAAGUGAAGAGGGCGUGGACUGGCCUUCAGCCCUAUCUACACAAAACACAAUAA